AUGAAGACGGCCGUGCUCAAGAAAACAGAAUAUGGCGUGAAGGAGCUUCAUUCGGAUGUUCUCGUUGAGACUUUUCGCGUGGCGGACGAAAUUGAUCAAGACGAAGCCAGUGUCUCGCUGCCCGCUUAUGGUUCUGCGGAAUCGUCUUUGUACCGAGCUCGCGCCCCUGUCAGACCUCUGUUGCCGAAAUCGCGAGCUGAGAUCGAUCUUCGCGGAAUAUGGACGAAGACCAAUGGGAACGAGGACUCCCUGCUCUUCAAUGACGGCACCAAUGAUCGACGCUUGGGUUUCAGCAUCAAUGAAAUGAUCCGAAUCCUGUGCGAUGCUCCUGGCGUUUAUAUGGAUGGAAAGUUUCGUGUUGUUCCUCAGUUGUUCCUGCAAUUGUGUACGCUUCAUGCUUUCUAUAAGGGUGGAAUGUUCCCGCUCGCCUACUUCCUCCUGCCCGAUAAACGCACGGAAACGUACACGCGAAUGUUUCGAGUCCUGAAGGAUCACGCGAGAGGUCUCGGUAAGGUAUUCAGACCCGUGAAGUUCCAAAUCGAUCUCGAAAGUUCGGUCAUGAACGCUAUCGAAGACGAAUUCGGUGAGGCCGUCAUGAAAGGCUGUAACUUCCACUUCGCCCAAUGUCUCCGGCGAGAGGUUCAGAAUCUUGGUCUCGCAUCAGAAAAGGAAAAUUUUUUAAAAAAAAAAGUACAACUCGUAAUUUAUUCGAAGUAG
Molecule: messenger RNA, 717 nt
Organism: Galendromus occidentalis (western predatory mite)
Lineage: Eukaryota; Metazoa; Arthropoda; Arachnida; Mesostigmata; Phytoseiidae
Exons: 1
Coding region: 1-717 (238 amino acids)
Source: RefSeq, a predicted model, not a curated record